Molecule: messenger RNA, 1681 nt
Organism: Rhagoletis pomonella (apple maggot)
Lineage: Eukaryota; Metazoa; Arthropoda; Insecta; Diptera; Tephritidae
Product: serine protease SP24D-like
Exons: 2
Coding region: 725-1642 (305 amino acids)
Biological process (GO): proteolysis
Molecular function (GO): serine-type endopeptidase activity
Source: RefSeq, a predicted model, not a curated record
CAUUUAUGUAGUCAUAAGUGGGUGGUGCCACGCCCAUUUAACCAAAAUCAAAAAUCUUGUGUCUUGUUAAGUGAUCGUUGUAAGUUGGCGUCUUUAGUCUUUAGUUAUUGAAAAAUCUGAGUUUUCUGAAAUUUACCGUUAUAUCGUAAGUGGCAGUAAUUUUAGUCCGAUAUCAGAAAUUUUCAGCAUAUUGCUUUUUUGUGCCAAGGUUGAUAAAUGCGCCGAGUUUGGUAGAAAUUGAUAAACCGGUUACCGAUAACACACAUAUGUAGGCGUAACAGGGCGGUGCCACGCCCAUUUUCAAAUAAAUUUCCUAAGUAUCAUUUCUUGCUAAGAGGUCAUGGCAUAUAUUGAUUUUGAGCAAAUUAGCUUAAAUAGUUACUAGUUUAUCGCACUCUUCGUAUUUCUGUAAAUUGCGGUUAUAUUGGAGGUGGGCGUGGUUCUUGUCUGAUUUCAAAAAUUUUCAACGGGUUUCUUAGUCAAGCCCUAAGUAAUGUUCGCACCGAGUUUGGUGGGACAUCAAUAGGGGCUCGGCAAAUUCAGUAAUAAGUAAAAAUUGUUAUCUUAGGUCAAUACAUAAACAGUGUGCGAGAUUAUUAAUUAUAAAAAUACAAAAAAAAAAAUAUUCUUUUCGUAAGAGAUUUGUAAACAAAUUAGUUAAGCAGGAAAAAGAUUAACAAUCAACUCGCAUGUCAAACGUAAAAUGUACGUAAAUUGAUUUUUAAUGCGCUUACUCGCACUAAUUAGCAAAACUUUUACCAAUAGCUAUAUAAAUAUGGGGCGACGAAAUGAGUUAGAAUACACACUUCACAUUCUACAAUUAUCACUGGGAUACAUGGAUAUGAGGAAAGUUGCACUACUUCCAAUCCUAUUCAUCCUUUCAGUGGGCGUGACAACAAAUGCUGCUCCAGGCAAUAGCAGUGUCGCCGGUAGCUUGCUCGAGGUACCACAAAGUCGCAUUUAUGGCGGGCAGAAUGCUGCCGAAGGACAAUUCCCCUACCACGUGUUAGUAUUACGGCACGCUGAUGGAUACAUCGCCAUCUGCGGGGGUGCGAUCAUCUCGCGAAAUUAUGUUGCCUCAACGGCAUCCUGUAUACAGGUUGAUUCCAACACAUCCUACUCAAUACGUGCGGGUACCGUAAAAUUCAACUCGGGCGGCGUAGAAGUUCAAGUAGCUGAGGUGAAAAUACAUCCUGAGUAUAGCUCAUUUAAUAACGAUAUAGCUUUACUAAGACUCAGCAGUCCACUAGAUUUCAACGAUAACAUAAAACCGAUACUACUUGGUAGUACUGAGGUUCCUGAAGGCUCAUCCGUCACUAUAACCGGCUGGGGUGUAGUGUCGAGUGGUGGAUUGGCCGAUGUAUUGCAGUAUAAUACAGAGCAAGCGCUAAGUCACGAUAACUGUGUUAAGCGUAUUGGCAAAUUGGCUGAUUCAAUGAGAUGUUUCGCCAAGAGUACUGGUAAUGGUAUUUGUGAUGGCGAUUUUGGCAGUCCAGCAGCUUACAAUGGGGUACUAGUUGGUCUAGCAACUUUCACCAUUAACGAUUGUGGAAACGAUAUACCAAAUGGAUUUGCCAACGUUGUUUUUGCAAGAGAUUGGAUUCGGGCGAAUUCUGAUGUUGAUUGUACUUGUUUUGCUUAAAAUAAAUAUAUAGAUACUUCAAAUUAAAAAAGCACUACC